UAGCGUAUGCUACUCUAUUUUUUUUUCAUGUAGGAAAAGAGAAUGUGUGAAGAAAACUUGGCUGCAAAAAGUAGAUUGAAGACACUUUUACGAUAAACGAAAAGAAAAACUUUUUUUAUAUGGAAUUAACGACGUCUGUCACGUGGUCAAUGACGUACUAUGUACACAAGAGACUCAUCUGAAAAAAUGGUCAGGCAUGUCCCAACACUGUACUUGACACAACGUUGAAGUGUUGUUAUCAUUUAUCACAUGUCGCUCGUGUAAAACAGUGCGAAAUGAGAUCAUCGCCUGCUCCCUUGUCAUGACAACGGAUGCAAAUAAGGAGGAUGUCGAGGAAGCACGGGAGCAAGGCUAACGCCGAUUACAAAGCGCGGCUUGAGUACAAGUUGUACCUGGCCAGAGAAAAUCCAGAGCCAGUGUUUGAUGUGUCGGAAUGUGCCUUGAAGCAUGUGCCAUCGGGUAUUUAUUCGCUCUGCAAGGUGUUCCGAAAGAAGAGCCUGCUAAUGUUUGAUAACAAGCUGAGCUCCCUCUCGGGUGGAGGUGCCUUAAGUGAUCUGUCGCUGCUAACUGUCUUAGACAUUCAUGGAAAUGAAUUUAAUUCAUUAUCUUCGGAUAUUAUGUAUCUCACUUCUCUCAAGGAACUUUAUUUGCAAGACAACAAUAUUCGCAAACUGCCUAAUGAAAUAGUUCACUUGAGUAAAUUAACAAUUCUAAAUGUCUCGAGGAACAACUUAAAACAAUUACCUGAGGGUAUUGGACAGAUGCAGCAGCUUACCAAUUUGGACAUCAGCUACAAUAAAUCACUGCAGAAGUUGCCCAAAUCUCUGGGUUAUGCUCAACAAUUAACAAGUUUGAAUAUCGAUGGACUGAAUCUUUUGUAUCCACCUCAAGAUAUUUUGGAUGGCGGCACGAUAGUGAUCAUCGCGUUUCUGGCGAACGAGAGUGGCAUCGAGUAUUCGCCAGAAGAUUCCGUAUCUGAGACCGAUAUUUCAAGAGACAUAAGUUCGGAUGACAUGCAGACGGUAUAUAACAAUAAGAGUAAUGAUGUGCAGGCAGCGUUACAGAAGCUAGACAAAAUGAAGGAACAUCGACAAAAUGCCUUGUUGGCGGUUGAGAAAAACAUAAAACAACAGCAGGAAUAUGAGAUGGAAGUACAAUCCACACUUAAAGCGCACAGGAAAAAACUUUUGGAAAAUUUAGCGUUGCAGCAGAUACAAUUGGAGCAAGAACUCGAGAAAGUGCAGCAGGAAAGAGAUAUAAAUCGAACGCGUUUACUUUCGUAUAUUUACAAUGCUGAAAAGGAAGCCGACAAUGUGAUUAAAGAAUUUCUAAAGAACAGCGAAGAGGAAAGACAAAGUCAAGCAGAAUUAGUGGAACAGGAGAAGCAGGAGGAGAUGCAAUUGUUAAGCUCUUGUCACUCGGAACAAUCUCUACUGCGUAUGAAAGAUAUUCUCCUUGCAAUGGAGAAAUUAUUGGAGGAAGAAAUGUGCAGAGCGAGGAAAUUGGAGGAAUAUACGAAAUAUAGAGAUUACAAUGCGCAAUCACUGCUUACGCUAGAGGUGAGGAAGAACGACCAUUUGGCGCAGGUAGUACACGACCAGGAGAAAAACAGACAAGACCUCGUCGACAGCUUACGCCAGGACGAAGUUUUGCAGAAAGCGGCAGUUGCAGCAUUGCUGGAACGUAGCGACGCACGCUCCUGGAGCAUUGUGCAGCAAGUGAACCUAGUGCAGUCGCAAUUGGCCGCGCUCACCAACAUUGAGCUUGAAAGGAGAAAGUUGGAGAUCAAUCAGCAACUUAAUGAAAUUGCUGAUAGACGCGUGGCUUUAACAGCCAUUCUUAUAGACUUAUUGGAACAGCAGAAAACCAGGAGAGACCAGUUACUAGAAACAAUUAACACAAUAGAGCAACAGCGAUGCAUCUCUAAUGCGAGACGGGGCAGUUUGUUCUGGCUGAUGCAGUACCAAUCUCUGAUGGAAGCCCGACCGCAAGGAUUGCUGGAGAUGUUGGAACCUAUGCUGGUACGACACGUGGCGAUAGCAGGAGCUUUACACUGCCUUCCAUUCCUGGCUAAAUUGCCGUCUUUGCUGCCGAACAUCAGCGACGAACAGUUACAAGAUAUUGGUAUAAAUUGUGAAAAGGAUCGCGCUGCUAUAAUGUUGGCAGUUGAAAAUUAUCUGGCAGAGGUAAAAUUGAACGAAUCCAGAUCACUCGCAAUGCCUUCCGCACCUCUCGAAGAAGCAUCGACCAGUAAUCAGGACUGUAAUCUCGUUCAGAACAUCAAUAUGAUUGAAUGUGUAAUUUGCCUUGAUCUGCAAUGUGAAGUGAUUUUCUUACCCUGCGGACACCUCUGCUGUUGCUCCCCUUGCGCGAAUAAAAUUUCUGCAGAGUGUCCAAUGUGCAGAAGUUCAAUAGAGCGCAAAGUUCGAGUUGUGCAGCCUUAAAUUCGCGAGAAUCUUGUUUAUAUUCAGCUUAUUCGCGAUUAAUCGUUCGAUUUAGUGCUCCUCGUGAGCAUCUAAAAUACGCUGUUCUUCCUGAUCUGUGAUCACAUGCACGCGCGAAUAAAUUAUUUCCAUAAUAAUGGAAAAUGUAACGCGCACAAUUAUAUUUAUUACUGCAUGGUAAUAUAAUGCUCAUGAAUAUCGAUUUCACAUA
Linepithema humile (Argentine ant) is the source of this 2655-nucleotide messenger RNA. RefSeq names its product E3 ubiquitin-protein ligase LRSAM1-like. The record is from RefSeq and is a predicted model, not a curated record. Lineage: Eukaryota; Metazoa; Arthropoda; Insecta; Hymenoptera; Formicidae. Gene Ontology annotation, molecular function: protein binding.